Messenger RNA from Thermothielavioides terrestris NRRL 8126, 731 nucleotides. RefSeq names its product 40S ribosomal protein S20. The transcript has 4 exons. Gene Ontology annotation, biological process: translation. The record is from RefSeq and is a predicted model, not a curated record. Gene Ontology annotation, cellular component: ribosome; cytosolic small ribosomal subunit. Gene Ontology annotation, molecular function: structural constituent of ribosome; RNA binding. Lineage: Eukaryota; Fungi; Ascomycota; Sordariomycetes; Sordariales; Chaetomiaceae. The coding region runs from base 255 to 605 and encodes 116 amino acids.
GGAAAUCAGCCACAUGCGGCUAGUGUAGAGUGUGCCACGGUUGAGUGGGGCCAAUCGUGCCCUCGCCAAGAUUCACCCCACCAAACCACGAGUCGCAAAAUAUGCGGAAAGUGGAAAAAAGUUCGCGAUCGUGAAAUCUCCGCCAAGUCAAUCCAGCAAGCUGCUCAUUCGCCUUCAUCACUUUGCCGAACGGGCACCCUCUACGUAGUCAAACCAGCAACCGAUCCCUCGAUACUCGAGACCAAUCCGCCAAGAUGUCUUACAACAAGCCCGAGAAGGAGUACGGCGAGGCUCCCAAGGUCCACAAGAUCCGCAUCACCCUGACCUCGCGCAAGGUGCAGUCGCUCGAGAAGGUCUGCCAGGAGCUCAUUGAGCGCGCCAAGAACAAGGACCUCCGCGCCAAGGGCCCCGUUCGCCUACCGACCAAGACCCUCAAGAUCACGACCCGCAAGACCCCCUGCGGUGAGGGUUCCAAGACGUGGGACGCGUACGAGAUGCGCAUCCACAAGCGCCUGAUCGACCUGACCGCGCCGACCGAGAUCGUCAAGCAGAUCAUCAUCAACAUCGAGGCUGGUGUCGAGGUGGAGGUCACGAUUGCUGCUUAAGUGGAGAGAGGGUAAAGGGGGCAGUCAAAAGGCGCCGGCUACCGGCUCCCGGCUUCUGCUGUGGAGUUCUAAAACCCAGGUGCACAUCUCGGGAGCGGUCAGAUCAAGAUUGUCUAGCUCUCGACA